AUGACCACCUCUUUAUCAGCCAUUCCUCAUGUUAUCAUCAUGUCAGCAGAAUUUGUUAUGGGGAUUACAGUAAAUGGAUUUCUUAUAAUCAUCAGCUGUAACAAAUUGAUCAAAAGCAGAAAGCUAACACCGAUGCAACUCAUUUUAAUAUGUAUAGGGAUGUCUAGAUUUGGUCUUCAGGUGAUGUUAAUGAUACAAAGUUUUUUCUCUGUAUUCUUUCCACUCAUUUAUCUGGCAAAAUUGUAUGGUGCAGUGAUAGUGUUCCUCUGGAUGUUUUUUAGCUCUGCCAGUCUCUGGUUUGCCACCUGCCUUUCUGCAUUUUACUGCCUGAAGUUAAUAAGCUCCACCCAAUCCUGUUUUCUUUUUCUGAAAUUCAGGAUCUCGAAGGUAAUACUUUGGCUGCUUCUGGGAAGCUUGCUGGCCUCGGUGAGCACUGCAGUCCUGUGUAUUGCGGUAGAUUACCCUAAAGUAGCGGAGGAUAUUUUCUUCGGGAAUGCCACGCGUACAACAAUGUCUAAAUUCAAGACCAAGCAAACUAAUGAAGUGCUCCUUGUCAACUUGUCACUCAUAUUUCCUCUAGCUGUAUUUUUGAUGUGCACUUUUAUGUUACUCAUGUCUCUCUGCAAACACACGCAUCGGAUGCAAAAUGGAUCUUGUGGUUUUCAAAGGGCCAGCACAGCAGCCCAUAUAAAUGCCUUGAGAACCGUGCUAACAUUCUUUCUUUUCUUUAUUUCUUAUUUUGCCGCCUUCAUAGGAAACUUGACAUUCAUUGUUCCUCAUGGAACUCAGUGCUACUUUCUGCUGAAGGACAUAAUGGCAGUGUAUCCCUCUGGUCAUUCAGUUAUAAUAAUCUUGAGUAAUUCUAAAUUCCAACAACCAUUCAAGAGACUUCUCUGCCUCAAAAAGAAUCAAUAA
Messenger RNA from Molossus molossus (Pallas's mastiff bat), 915 nucleotides. Its product is annotated as taste receptor type 2 member 7-like. Bases 1 to 915 code for a protein of 304 amino acids. The transcript has a single exon. The record is from RefSeq and is a predicted model, not a curated record. Gene Ontology annotation, cellular component: membrane. Gene Ontology annotation, molecular function: G protein-coupled receptor activity; bitter taste receptor activity. Lineage: Eukaryota; Metazoa; Chordata; Mammalia; Chiroptera; Molossidae. Gene Ontology annotation, biological process: sensory perception of taste; G protein-coupled receptor signaling pathway; detection of chemical stimulus involved in sensory perception of bitter taste.